Molecule: messenger RNA, 2533 nt
Organism: Exaiptasia diaphana
Lineage: Eukaryota; Metazoa; Cnidaria; Anthozoa; Actiniaria; Aiptasiidae
Product: Bardet-Biedl syndrome 12 protein homolog
Exons: 6
Coding region: 70-2250 (726 amino acids)
Biological process (GO): photoreceptor cell maintenance; chaperone-mediated protein complex assembly
Molecular function (GO): ATP binding
Source: RefSeq, a predicted model, not a curated record
ACGGCCAAUAUGGCGGACGGAUAGUGAAAACAUAAUGAAAACGRUUUUCUAAGAUUUUUUGGCGCAGCAAUGAGCACUACYGUUAAAAGCGGAAGUYUACAAGUAGUACAAGCUAUUGGAGCUUCAAUCAAGACACUACUGGGGCCUUCAAGUAGUCUGAAGUGUUGUAUUGGCGAUGAUGAUGAUGAUGUAAUCAUCUGUAGCAGUGCUUUCAAGAUUCUUCAACAUCUUGAUGUUAAGCAUCCAUCAUGGUUUGUUAUAAAUGAUAGUUGUGAGGCUAUGUACAAGACUUAUGGUAGUGGAUGCAAGACUCUUUUAUGUAUGGCAGGCUUUUGGAGUAGAGAAGCUGCAGCAUUACAGUCUCAGGGCACCCCUAUUUCAGUCUUAACCUGGCUUUUUGAUGAAGCUUUGAAUGAAUCUAUCACAGUACUGAAGGAACUUGCUAUACCUUUGCAAGAAAUAAAAGAUUAUCAUUGGGAAAAUUUGAAUAAUGGAUCUGCAUUUCAUCAAAGAGAAGACAUUUCAAAUAGACAAUAUCAAGCUUGUAAAKUGUUUGAAGAAAUAGACACUGGCUCAGUGGCCAUUGGGAAUAAGGCAUUGAUAAAUUCAAUAACUGCAUUAGCUCAUCACAAUAAAAGGACAGGAAUAGAUAUGAAGGACAAGCCAGACAACCAUCACAACACUUUGAAUCAACACAAUUGGGAAAAAGAUGAAUUUGAUGACUGUUUUGAUGAUUCUGCAAGUUCUAGUAGUAAUAACAUUUCAUCUACCAGCAGCACUCCAUCAUCACAACAUUACACAGCACAAUCACAUUCAAUUAGCAACAAAUCUGUUCUCAAAAGAACAGAUGAGAUGCUCCACAACAUUAACUUAUUYCGACCUGGUUCAAAAAGUACAAAGCCAAAAAUGAACUAUUCUCGGAUUUCUUUUACAUCUCGUAACUUAGCACCAAAUACACCAAAGGCUGAAGGGAAUAAUGUAGCAWAUGAACAACACAAUAAAUAUUUUACAAGAAAUAUUAAUUUGUUUGAUUUAAACAACAAAGAGGAUAUAAAAAUGCUUGGAAAUMUAUUAUCCCAUGGACAGCAACGGGUAAUGGACUUGGCUGUUGAUGUGAUCUUUGCUCAAGUAAAUCAAGCAAARUCAGCCUUUCAUAAAUUUGAAGUAGACAAAAAUUSCAUUCAUAUUGAAACAGUUUGUGGUCCACAAAGUGAACACUCACAAGUCAUCAAUGGWAUACUAUUGAAAACAACUUCAAAGAUGGAGCAUCUYUCAAAGAAAAAUGUWARCAUUGCAUUGGURAAUGGUGAUAUUACUAAUGAGUUCAGACAUGCUGGAUAUAAAGACUCUUUCCAUGUAAAACAAGUUUUUCAAGAAGAAAUCUUUCAUGAUAUGUCCCAGGGAAGCGACCAGUCCUGGCUUCAUAAGGUUUCUAAAGUAAUGACAAACUACAAUGUAGGAGCAUUAGUUUGCAGAGGAAACAUUGACAACAAUCUCAAGGAGUUGUGCCAGUCUCUUGGUAUUCUAACAGUUUGUUGUGUUUCUCCCAAAGUACUCAAACUACUAUCAGUGUCAAUAGGUGCAGCUAUUACUGUUUAUUUAACAGACCUCAGAGAAUCUUGCAUUGGUAGACCAGUCAACAUAUGUCAUUGGUUACUUCCUGGACAAAAKUCUUUAGAAAAAGAUUCUUAUAUUGUCAUUAAUACCAGUGAAGGUCAAGAUGAGACAUUAAUGCUGACAGUUUUUMUCAGCUCACCAACAGAGCAUCUACUCUUGGAAUCUGAACUUGCUUUCUGGAAUUGUAUCUCACGAUUGAAAAACACUAUCAGUCAAGGCYGUGUUUUACCUGGGGGAGGUCACACUGAACURGAAUGUAUAAAAAGACUCACACUCUUAGCAGGUAAAAAGGAAGAGUUACAAGAAAUUAGAUCAUCAAGUUGGAUAAAAAGAAGUCUGCCUUCUUACAGACAAACUGUAUAUUCUGCUUUUGCAAAUGGACUUCAAGAGUUUCUAGCUACUCUCAUACUUAACAAUGGUACAGUUCUUUGCCAUGGUCAGGCAUUGACUAAGGUCAACAACUUGCUGCAAGAAGACAUGCUGCACUCAGAUGAUACAAACCARYGUUCAAUAUUUCCCAUGGCUGAUGACUUUUUAGCCAAGGUAUAUGCAUGGCAAAGGGCUAUUGGUAUAGUAUGCCUUUUGAUUCAGUCAGACGUGAUUGUUGAAACCGGUUCAAAAAAGGAUCAGUAGCAAGCAUAGAUAUAAUUUAUUUAUUUCUGAUAUAAAUAAAUGGAUGAUUUGAAAACAAUGGAUGACUUUUCAGUUAAUAUUAUUUGGACAAAAUGUUGGCUAAUUUUCCCUUCCCUUUCAUUUUAUGCUGGCAAUGACAUCAAACAAAGUAUUUUUUAAGCAUAAAAUCAUUGUAACACUACCGAUGAAAGUAACCUGCAUUUUCUACAUAGACUGCUUAUAAACACCUUUUGUACAUGUACAUUAUCCAUACAAAUGUAUUAUUAAACUGGUCUAUCAUUUA